This is a messenger RNA of Trifolium pratense (red clover), 1656 nucleotides long. RefSeq lists its product as uncharacterized. The record is from RefSeq and is a predicted model, not a curated record. NCBI's taxonomy places the organism in Eukaryota, Viridiplantae, Streptophyta, Magnoliopsida, Fabales, Fabaceae. The coding region runs from base 405 to 1298 and encodes 297 amino acids. The transcript is spliced from 2 exons.
ACCUUUUUGUAGAAUCCUUAAACAUUACAAAUCGCACAGCACCUGAAACCAACGCAGCAACACCAAACUGAACUAAAAACUAAAGACCUUGCAAGUUGCAACCAUAGUUAGCAUUGAUAGACUAGAAUAUUUGUUAGAAUAUUCUUGUAAUUAAAUCUGUAUCUCUUCCAUUCAUAGAAUAGUCAAUACCUUCCUAAACUAUUUUAAGCAAUUCAUUGAUGUAUAGUUAAUAGGCUUCUAUGUUGGUCACACAUGAUCAUUGUAUUUAUAUUGAUACAGAUUAAUGGAAAAGACACGGGAAAACAAUUCCUUUCAUGGUAUCAAGAGACCUAGGUUACAGAAUUUAGCCUCUCAACCUUCUGUUACACGAUUUUCUUUCUGUUUCUUUUUCUCCAUCCACUAUCAUGUCAAUCCCAACCCCUGACCCCACUAUGUCAACCCCAAACCAUGCUGCUAUUCCUACAUCGCAGCCCUCUUCUUCACCAAAGAACCCCUUCCAUCCGGCUCUCGCCGUAACCAACAUCAAGAACCACAUCCCCAUUGUUCUUGAGAUGGAAAACGUUCAAUUUGGUACUUGGGUUGAACUUUUCAAAAUUCAUGCUCGCUCUCAUAAGGUCCUUCAUCACAUCAUUCCUCCCGCACCAGGCAAGGAAACGAAGACACCUGAAACUGAUGAUGAGCAAGAGCUGUGGGCAACUCUUGAUGCAACAGUUCUACAGUGGAUUUAUUCCACUAUCUCCAGCGAUCUGUUGGCUACCAUCAUUGAACCAGACUCCACUGCCAUGGAGGCCUGGAAUCGAUUGACCAACAUCUUCCAGGACAAUCAAAACGCUCGCGCAGUCACUCUCGAGCAGGAGUUUUCCUCCGUUCGCAUGGAAGAUUUUCCCACUGCUUCCGCCUACUGUCAGCGACUCAAAACGCUGUCUGACCAAUUGAAGAAUGUUGGAGCCCCUGUCUCCAAACAGCGACUCGUUCUCCAACUUGUCUCCGGACUCACCGAUGCAUACAAAGGGGUCGGUACACUUAUUCGGCAAAGCAAAACUCUUCCAGAAUUUUAUCAGGCCCGCUCUAUGCUUAUCCUUGAGGAAGCCGGUCUAAUUAAGAUGGCGGCUACCGGCGCACAGGCUGCGAUGGUUGCGACACAACCAAAGGACCUUGUUGAACCAUCCUCCUACAAUGAUAACCGCGGCGGUAAGAAGAAUAACAGCCGGAAUUCUGCUCAUAAAAACCGCAGCAAUUACGGUAGAAACGGCGGACGUGGUCAAAGAUAUUAUUGUUUCACCAUCCAUGUUCCUUGAUCAUCUCCCUUGGAGAUGCCAUAGUGCCUUGAAAAAAAUAUUGAAAGAUCUAACUGCUAAAGAUCAAGUAAUGGAAGGUCGCUUAAUCUGAUCUUAUUAGGUCAACAUAAUGCUUACUUUGUGCUGAACGUGACAUGAACCAGAUUAAAUAUUUUCCUCCGGAUUCUUUGUAUUGUGAUUCUUAUGGGUGAGAUCAAGAUGUAUAGCAAGGAACGAGCCUUCUGAGAUUGGGCAAAUUCGCUCUUCUAUGAGGAGUAGAUAGAUAAUCAUUUAAAGAAAAGCAUACGUGUCUAUGUUCAUAAUACAUAUGUAAAAUAUAUCAUCUUCUGUUAAUCUAUAGAUAGAUAGAUGUUCUUCA